CCUUCCCUAGUAAAAUGAAGUGUUGUGAUUUGUGAAUGGAUUUCUUGUUUCUUCUUCCGUUUUAUUUCUAUCCAGUCUUACAGAAAUUUAGUGGCUUAAAAUCCAUAUAAUUUGACAGAUUGUAGAAUAUUGUAAAGGUACAAGACACGAAUAAAUUACAAUAAGUAUUCCAUAUUAGAAUUAGACAAUAAUAAUUGGAAAGACAUUCAUUUUGGACGUUAUUUUGGGAGUGGAACGGAACAUAAUUGACUGAGACAAUGGUGAGAGUAUACGCAUUAGCAGUUCUCUAUAAGGGAGUGAAUAGUGCUACAGUAUUAAAGGCAGCAUACGAUUUACAAAGCUUCAGCUUCUUUCAGAGAUCAUCUGUUCAAGAAUUUAUGACUUUUAUAAGUAAAACUGUGGUAGAAAGAACACAGCCAGCAUCUAGGCAAUCUGUCAAAGAGGGAGAAUAUAUGCUUCAAGUUUAUGUAAGAGCUGACAACUUGGCAGGAGUAUUAAUAUCAGAUCAAGAAUAUCCAAACAGAGUGGCACACACACUAAUAACAAAGUUUCUGGAUGAAUUUGCAGCUAAAGUGCCUCCUAAUAAUUGGCCUACAGCAAAUGAAACUACAAUAGAUUUUCCUGUUUUGCCCCAAUAUUUGGCCAAAUACCAAAAUCCGAAAGAAGCAGAUGCCUUAACGAAGAUACAGAAUGAUUUGGAUGAAACUAAAAUUAUUCUCCAUGAUACUAUUAAAGCAGUAUUAGAAAGAGGUGAAAAGCUUGAUGACUUGGUUGAAAAAUCUGACAGUCUUACAAUGCACAGUAAAGCAUUUUAUAAGACAGCACGAAAAACUAAUAGCUGUUGUAACUUCUGAGUUAUAAUCCAGGCCAAGUAUAAAAUUAUAGUAGAUAUUUUUCAUGUAUGGAAAUAUGAAUAUUAUUGUUACAUGUUAUCUCAUGUGUGAUAAGCUUUUGCUGUAUAGUGUAAUAAUGUUAUAAAAUGUCUUAAAAUUAUUUAGCCUAAUUUUAGUUUUUAAGGGUUCUAUAUUUGAAAUGUUCAAGACAAUUAAUAGAGGUAAAUUAUUUGUCACAGGUCUUAAUUGGGAAAA
Molecule: messenger RNA, 1088 nt
Organism: Vanessa tameamea
Lineage: Eukaryota; Metazoa; Arthropoda; Insecta; Lepidoptera; Nymphalidae
Gene: Ykt6
Product: YKT6 v-SNARE
Exons: 2
Coding region: 258-854 (198 amino acids)
Biological process (GO): endoplasmic reticulum to Golgi vesicle-mediated transport
Cellular component (GO): Golgi apparatus
Molecular function (GO): SNAP receptor activity
Source: RefSeq, a predicted model, not a curated record